This is a messenger RNA of Amoebophrya sp. A25, 1729 nucleotides long. The record is from the annotation of a GenBank genome assembly. NCBI's taxonomy places the organism in Eukaryota, Dinophyceae, Syndiniales, Amoebophryaceae.
CGGAGCAACGACUUCUAAACAAGAGACGAGGCGGAAAAGAUCAUGGUGAACAAAGUUAAGCAGGGCUCGCGUUCGUCUUGCAACUAUUGGAGUUAGACAACUAUCUUCAUCUAGCUCUCCAGCUCGCAUAGAAGGCACAUGAUCUUUAUUUCUUAAUUGGACUAUCUUCAUCUAGCUCUCCAGCUCGCAUAGAAGGCACAUGAUCUUUAUUUCUUAAUUGGACUAUCAUCUAGCUCUGCAGCUCGCAUAGCAGGCAUAUGUUGAUCUGUAUUUCUUAACUUCCUUAAGUACGGUAAUGGUGAGCAGUACGGCACUAAGUUAGUGUAGGGGAUGUCAAGCCUCUAUAGUUGUCAGAUUGUCAGACUUCUACUUCUUAACUUCCUUGUUGACAUUCACCACUCUCGCUCUCCUCUUCGUCCAUGCGCCAAAGCUUAGUGAGGAACAUCCAAACCUAGUCUGGUAGUUAAUGAUCACGACUAAGUUGAAGAAGGGUAACGAAGAGCAGCAUAGACAUAGAUACUAUGCGACUAAUGACGAGAUUAUAUGCUUCCGGUAUUUGGUAACCUGAGUUUGAUCAUAAGGGAUGAAAACAAGAAGAGAACCCUUGUGAUCGAAUUCAGGUUACCAAAGACCGGAGCCAUUUAGCGAUAAGGGUGACCACGAAGAGCUAGAUUAUAUAUAGAAGAUAUGCGACCGACUGCGAUUAUACAUAGAUAUGCGACUGCGAGCUAGAUUAUACAUAGAUAUGCGACUGCGAGCUAGAUUACACAUAGCUCUUCAACUUGAUGAAAGCCCUAAGACAAAGCAGGGAAGGAAAAAUCUGGCGCUGAGACUCGUGGAGGUGCUUCCAAUACUGCCGGAGCAACAGGAGGCUCAUCUAGUUCCUCGCAAGUGACUAGCGAAGGUGGAGCAUCGUCGUAUGUUAAGACUACCGCUAAAAACAAAAAUUAGCAUCCCCUAUGAUAAAUAUAACUAACACACCAUGAAGAUUGAUCAUGAUGAUUCUUGGACGAGGUUGUUCUUUUUCUACUUGAAAAGGAGUAGAAAAAGAAGCCCUCGUUAUCAACAUCAUCAAGGAUAAUAUAUUAUAAUUUCCCUCAGAGAAGAUGCAAGAAACACGGUUGUAGGUGUAGCUCUCAUUCUCAGACAACAUCAACAGAAGCAGAACCGACUUAUAUUAUAAUCCUACUUAUCUAUCAAUCCGACUUAUAUCCUACUUAUAAUCAAUCCGACUUGUAUAAUCCUACUUAUAAUUAUCAAUCCGACUUAUCCUACUUAUCGUUAUCCUACAAGCGCACUCUUCUAAUGUUGGCGGAGGUUCCUUGUGGCGUUGGGCUAUGUAUGGGGAUGUGAGUUCUGUCGGUUGGUGCCGAUUUUGGAUCCUGUGGACCUCCCUUCACAUAAUAGCUUCUUUUUUCAGUUUCAUCAAUGAGGUUCAGUACGGAUCGAAACACGAUCUUGGCUUGGGGAUGGAUGCAGCAUCUACUUCAAUUAAGAAUAUCGGACUGUUCUGGGAAUUUUUAUCCAUCUUCAGAUUUUUCAGAAGCAUCUAUGAUCUUGGGACACCCUUCAAUCACCUUCUCUGGGAAAAAACGGAGAUGAUCCAAGAAGAUGCCCUUUAUAAAUGUAAGAUGGACGAUAAUAUAGGAGGUCGUAGCUGCCGUAGGGUCUAAAACAUGAUCAAGUGGUGGCAGUACAGCAGGUGUGGACGAGGGAGCUGGAAUGUCAG